Amphiprion ocellaris (clown anemonefish) is the source of this 1976-nucleotide messenger RNA. Its product is annotated as SH2 domain-containing protein 7-like. The transcript is spliced from 8 exons. Gene Ontology annotation, cellular component: cytoplasm. The record is from RefSeq and is a predicted model, not a curated record. NCBI's taxonomy places the organism in Eukaryota, Metazoa, Chordata, Actinopteri, Pomacentridae. The coding region runs from base 167 to 1627 and encodes 486 amino acids.
CCGUCAUGCCGUUGCCGACUGCUUUCCAGACCAGUGGAAAAAUGUGUGUAAUUGUAAAUGUCAUCUGUCUAUAUCUCCAGUGUAGGGCCACACUCCCUCAAAACACUUUCAGUUGGAGAUUAGAGACUGUUCAGAAGUAAAGAGAAGCAUUUUAUUGUAUGCUGAAAUGACAGCAGGUUCAAACCCCACAGUGGUAAUCUCAAGGACAGGGAUUGAAAGGAACUGCUACAGACAACAGAAACCAAGGUCUGAAAAGAUCUGCCACUUUUCACAGUCAAGACUGAAGGAUCAAAAAUAUACAUCACCCCACAUUAGGACCUGUUUGAAACUUUGCUUCAAGGAUCGGGUGAGGAUGGAGCAAAGGGAACCGACAGGGGAUCCUAACGUCGAAGGGAGACUCAGGGAACUGGCAUCAAAGUGGUUUAUAGACACUCAAGUGCCACUCAUCGUCAAAAACGGCCUCUUUCCCACUUGGUUCCUGGGCUUCAUCACCAGAAAGGAUGCUGAAGAAAUGCUUAGAGAAAAAGAGCUGGGCUGUUUCUUGAUUCGUCUCAGUGAGAAGGCUCUCGGAUACAUUCUGUCCUACAAAGGCAGGGAUCGGUGUCGACACUUUGUGAUAAACCAAAGUGAAACAGGACAGUUUGUGGUCUGUGGGGACACUGAGGGACACGACACAGUGCCUGAUCUGAUAGAACACUACAAGUCGAGCCCCAUUGAGCCGUUUGGAGAAUAUCUGACAUGUUCGUGUUUUGAGGCAAUGGAUGAAGAGCUGUAUGAUAUUAUCCAGUUCAGCCCCAAAGAAAAGCCAGUUGUUCCCGUCAGAUCUGUGAACAAGACGCGACAACAACAGAUUAACCCAGAGCAGCAACCUGCACCGCCACCACGGAGCAACAGAACAUCAGAGGAAGUACCACCUUUGCCUCGGAGGAGUCGGCACUUUGAUAGCAGCAUCAAUGACCGUGAGAGGGUUUUGUACGCUCAGCUCAGGAAGCAGUCACCCAGAGCCCAACACAACAGUCAGGACAGUUUACCAGGGAGAGCCGAGAGGUCAACAAACAAAGACCAGAACAUUGGAAGGUGUAGUCCUCCAUCAGGACCAAAAACUGCUUACUCUGAGCUUGGCCUGCUGGAAUGCAAGAGCAGAUCUCUGCCGCUGCUGGACAACAUCUCUGAUGAAGAGCAGCCCUACAGGCUGAGCGUACCUCCUGAUACCCCACCAAGACUUUCCCCCAGACCAGGCAGACAAGUCACUAGCUGUGUCCCACAGCCAGAGAAGAAAGAUAAAUGCAGCAGACCGAGCAGCAACCACAGCCUGGACCACAUGAGUGAUGGUGCCGUCUAUCACCUGGCUGGCAGCCCACACACUACACUCUUUGACACUAGAUCAUCAAUCCCAAAUCAGCAUGACAACUCUGUGUAUGCUGAGGUUUCCACUGAAGAUCCAUCUGGUCGCUUCCCUCAUGAUAGUGCAUACGAGUUGAUCCCAAACCACAAGGAAACAGCCCAGUCUAAACCCAACAGCAACACCUACGAGCCUCUGGAGGACAUCAGGCGCAAACAUAACUCCUGGGGCUUAAAGAAUGACAAAUGGAAAUGGCUCUUCCCUGAGGUCAAGAGGAAAUGGUGAAGAGGUUGCCUGACUAAUUACUGAAGAAAAUGUUUACUAAAUUGACACUACUGUGCCACUGGUUAAGAUAGAGGCUGUGGCAGCUUCUUUUAAAUAUUCAACAUCUUCUGUAGUUUUAGCUUUUUUAAUGUAUUUAUUUAAGAAUGAUGAUGUUACAGUUACAUUUUUUUUGUUUCCACAUGUAAUUAAUUAAACUGCAUACCGAAAUUUUGUGAGGCUAUAUGUCAUUAAACACAAUUUAGUAAAAAAAGAGUGUCUGAAAUAAUUGUUUUCUAGGCAAUAAUUACAGUGGAGAAAAUGUCUCCGUUGUAAGGGCAAGUUUCAGGUGCUGCAGCAAAACUGUACGACA